CGCCGACUCCGUUGCGCGAAAAUAAAGCUUCCUGUAAUCCCUUCCCGCUUCCAAAAUCCGAACAUCUUUUUUUCUUCGACCUCAUAAAUUUCCGAGUACAUUUACGUAAAUUCAAAUAAUUCCGAUGGCAGAUUCCAACAUCUUCAGUGUCCGGAUAGUCUCCAUCGACUACUACAUGGCGCCGCCGAUCCCGGGCCUCGAUGUCUCUUACAGUGGCUUCCAUGGUGGAAUGGUGAAUGAGGUUCCGGUUAUAAGGGUAUACGGGUCGACUCCAGCGGGUCAGAAAACUUGCUUGCACAUUCACCAAGUCUUACCAUAUUUGUAUGUGCCAUGUUCCGAUAUUCCAAUUCAACCUAACCAAGAAGGUGGUUCAUACACACAUGACAUAUCUCUAGCUAUGGAGAAAGCUUUGAAGCUUAAGAGUAAUUUGAAGCGGCAACAUGUCCAUGGCUGCAGCCUUGUCCGAGCAAAGAAAUUUUACGGUUACCAUUCAUCAGAGGAGCUGUUUGUGAAGAUUUACUUCUAUUACCCACAUGAUGUCACUCGUGCUGCCAAUCUUCUUCUGGGUGGAGCAGUUCUUGAUAAAUGUCUACAGCCUCAUGAAUCGCACAUUCCUUUCAUUCUCCAAUUUAUGAUUGACUACAACUUGUAUGGGAUGAGUCACCUGCAUCUGUCUAAGAUGAAGUUCCGUCAUCCAGUACCAGAUGCUUUUUCCCCAAGGAAAUUCUUUAAUGGACAAUCUUGCACGGCUGCUGAUUUCCAGGCAGAUUUAAGUGAUGGUUCAUCUUCUGGUUUACCAGUUUGGAUAUCUUCCACCAUUCCUGCUAAUUGGUUGUGGCCUUCUCCAAGUGAAUUUGAUGCAUCAUCAAAUUUUGGUGUUAACUGUGCCACACGUCAAAGUGUUUGUCAGCUUGAAGGGGAUGCUACUGUGGAUGAGAUUCUUAACCAGCAGUUUAAAAUGUAUACAUCCCUAUCUCAAACCCAUUCAGAUGUUAAAAUGGUUCAGUCACUUGUACCAAUUUGGGAGGAGGAGUAUGAAAGGUCAGGAAUGCAUGAGAUGGCAAUAUCUUCUGAUCCUAGCAAACCACCACCAGGAGAUGUCUUAAAAACUUUCUCGCUUGGUUUAGAAUUUGAGAAUAAACUUAUUGAGUUACAAAGUGAACCAGAAAGUUCAUUGUAUUUAACUCCAUCAGAGAAAGAUUUGAAGUAUAUGCAGAGUGUGUCAUCUUCAGUGGAUCAAAGAAAUAUGCUUGGACUUCGAAGAGAUAGUCCUAAAUGCAAAGAUAGUGAGCAUUCAGAGUGUUCUAAAGAACGAGAAGUAAUUCAGUGUUUGUCACCAGACUCACGGCAUGCUUCUAAAUGUGAAGAGGAUGGUACGGUACCUACUAAAGAGAUGGAUGCAUGUGCCAAACUAUCACUGGAUGCAUCUCAAAUGAUUGAGACAUUAGAAAUGAAGGAUGCAAAAGAAACCCUGGGUCUUCUAAGGUGGCUUGCCUCUUCUGAGGCUGCUGAUGAUAUAAAUUCUGAUGAUGAGCUUGUUCGUGAAACCAUUCUAAGUCCUUUGUUGCCUGCAACAACCAUUGAAAAAGUGUUGGAGAAAGCUAAUAUGGACCUUGAGAGUGAGUCCCAAAAGGAAUGUCAGGACAUACUUGAUUCAAUUGAUGAUUUAAUUAACUUUGAGGACUUGAAGGAAGAAUCAUAUCCCUCUAACCAAAAUCAUUCUCCUAACGCCUCAUCUGAGAAAAUGAUUCCCCAAGUAGAUGGUGCUGGAGAUGACAUACCCUUAACUCCUUGUGCUGGAACAACUGGAAAUUCUUCUGAAAUGGAAUUGGAGACUAAAUUUGGUAGGACUUCUGGACACCGAUUGUCAAAGGAUGCUGGAACAAGCUUUAAUCAUAAGCGCAAAAGGAAAAAAGUAUUAUGGGGUUCUUUACCUUUGUCUGCCCAAGAGUUGAUGAAUGACAGAGAAGCUGUCAGUUUUUGUGGUGACACUAAGGACGUUGUUAGUAGAAGUUCCUUCUCUGAAAAGGCAGUGGGAAAGGAUGAAGAUGCUUCAAUGAAAGAUGCAAAUACUGAUGUUUGUGAUAUAAAGGACACUACUACAUUGAUUGGUUGCUCUGUGAGAGACUUAAUGAGGAGAAAGCGGUUCUACAAAGUUGAGGCAGUUGAAUGUGGCUCUCAGGGGGUUAAUAAUGAUAUUUUGGAGGGGGAACAAAAAGAAGAUGUAAAUAUUUGCCCAAGACACUUAGAUUUUAAGAGGCUUCAUGUUGGUGAGCUUGAUGGGAGGACAAAUGAGUCUUUUGACAACAGUCUAUCAUUAUCUGACAAGCAGUUUGUCGUUAAAACUGAUUUGGGCUGUGCACCAUGUGGUAAAUUUGAAUGUUUGUCUAGCAGUGGCAACUCAUUAGAUGCUAGUGCGUUAGGCAAUGGAAAAUUUAAUUCUUUUAUGAGCAAUAAUGAUGAUGGCAUAAGAGACAUCACCCAGUCUUGGCUUUCUACUUCAAGCUGUUUGCAAAGUGCUAUGGAGUUUGAAAUGUCUUGUAAAGAUGGUGAUAUAAAAAGCAGUCUUGAAGGCCAACCUUCUAGAGGAUGGAUACAUGAAUUGUCUACGGAGAAACCUGCAGGCAUCAAUGCCACUGCUGAAAUGAUUGUUUUUAAUGAUGGACAAAGCCAGGGAGGGGAAGCAUCCAUGGUCUGCAAAUCUGAUACAGAAGAUAAGAACUUAAUUAUGUUGGCCUUCUGCAAGGAACCCCCUAUAGCAGAUUGGACAGAUAGAACAUCUGAAAUAUCUGUUGGUCAUACAAGCUCAGGGAGAAGUUUGCAUGAUUUUCUCCCAUAUUUUGUGGGAAGUGCCCAAGAAGAGAAAGAAAUCCAGAACAAGUGCAUGAGAGCUAGCAAUUCUAGUUCUCAUCAAGAAGCUGUUCUUGGUGUCCCUACUCACUAUCAGAAUGAUGGCUCUCACUUGUAUUUGUUGACACCUGCAAUUUCACCUCCUUCUGCAGGGAAUGUAAAGAGAUGGCUGUCAAGUGAUGGCAAAGGUACCUCUGCAGAAGGCAAUGUAGCAUUAUCAGAACCUUCAUCUCAGAAAGGAUCCUUUAGCAGUGUUGCUCACUCACAAAGUCCAUUGCUUGAUGAUGGUGAGAAGUCAUCGCCUGAAUAUGAUUCUACAGUUCAUGUGCAGCAUAAUAUGGUGCAAGGUUCACAAGAUAACUGCGAAAAAGUUGAUGAAGAUAACUGCGAAAAAGUUGAUGCAGUAAUCAACCCUUUCUAUAAUGAAGUGACUGAAACACUGCAGGGAGAAGGAAAUGAUGCAAAAGCUAAAGCAUCUUCUUAUUUCUCAGAAGACAUAUCUCAGAUUUCAGGGCCAGAUGGGAGAUCAAAACCUACUCCUCUUAGUCAAAUUGGAUUUCGGGACCCUGCAAGUAUUGGUGGUGGGCAGCAGCUGACAUCGUUAAGUAUAGAGGUUCAAGCAGAGUCAAGAGGAGGUCUCCAACCUGAUCCUCGAAUUGAUGCCGUCAAUAUUAUAGCUCUUGCGAUUCAGAAUGAUUCUGAUUCUAUUGUAGAAGUUUAUGUGCUUCUGCGUAGUAAAUCUGAAAGUUGUCAAAGGAGUCUUGAUGGAAUUUCUGGCUCUAACAUGUUGAUUUUUUACGAAGAGAAGUGCUUAUUCGAUCACUUCAGGAAAAUCAUAUGUUCAGUUGACCCAGAUAUUUUAAUGGGUUGGGAUAUUCAAGGUGGUUCUCUUGGGUUUUUGGCAGAAAGGGCUUCGCAUCUUGGCUUAGGUUUACUUAAUAAUAUAUCCCGGACACCAUCUGAAACCAAGAUGGCUGCUGGAGAUUCAGAAAUACCUGAAAAGGGCUUGUUAGAUAAUAUAUUUCCUGAGUCAGUUAUUGCUGAUUCUGUUAUGAUAGAAGAUACAAUAAUCGAGGAUGAAUGGGGGCGAACCCAUGCCAGUGGUAUCCAUGUUGGUGGUAGAAUUGUCCUUAACAUCUGGCGACUGAUGCGUGGUGAAAUUAAGCUCAAUAUUUACACCAUUGAAGCUGUUGCUCAUGCUGUGUUAAGACGAAAAAUUCCUUAUAUUCAUCAUAAAGUACUGACAAGAUGGUUUUCUAGUGGUCCCGGACAAGCAAGAUAUCGAUGCAUUGAGUACUUGAAAGAGAGAGCGAAAUUGAACCUUGAGAUAAUGAAUCAACUUGAUAUGAUAAACCGAACAUCAGAACUUGCACGUGUGUUUGGCAUCGACUUUUUUUCAGUUCUUUCCCGAGGUUCACAAUACCGUGUUGAGUCUAUGUACCUGAGAUUGGCACAUACUCAGAACUAUCUUGCUAUUUCCCCUGGGAAUCAACAGGUUGCUUCUCAACCUGCAAUGGAGUGCUUGCCUCUUGUGAUGGAACCAGAGUCUGGUUUCUAUGCAGAUCCUGUAGUUGUUUUGGAUUUUCAGUCUCUUUAUCCAUCAAUGAUAAUUGCAUAUAACCUUUGCUAUUCUACAUGCCUUGGGAAAGUUAUACCUUCAAAGCCAAAUACACUUGGGAUUAGUUCAUUUUCACCAGAUCCACGUGUUCUGCUGGACUUAAAAGAUCAAAUAUUGCUUACUCCAAAUGGCGUUAUGUAUGUACCAUCAAAGGUUCGUAAAGGUGUACUUCCCCGCUUGUUGGAGGAAAUAUUAUCCACUAGAAUAAUGGUGAAACAAGCAAUGAAAAAGCUGUCUCCUUCGCAGCAAGUUCUUCUUAAGAUAUUCAAUGCCAGACAGCUUGCUUUGAAGUUGAUAGCAAAUGUAACAUAUGGCUAUACAGCCGCUGGAUUUAGUGGCCGCAUGCCUUGUGCAGAGCUGGCAGACAGUAUUGUUCAGUGUGGUCGUAGUACAUUGGAAAAGGCUAUUUCAUAUGUAAAUGCACAGGAAAGAUGGAAGGCUAAAGUUAUUUAUGGUGACACUGACAGCAUGUUUGUCCUCCUAAAGGGACGUAAUGUUGAAGAUUCAUUCCGAAUUGGGCAUGAGAUUGCAUCAGAAAUCACUGCAAUGAAUCCAAAUCCAGUUGUUUUGAAAAUGGAGAAAGUUUAUCACCCAUGCUUCCUCCUUACUAAGAAGCGAUAUGUUGGUUACAGUUAUGAAAAGCCUAAACAAAGUAAACCUGUUUUUGAUGCAAAAGGUAUUGAGACAGUUCGUAGAGAUACAUGUGGUGCUGUUGCCAAAACAAUGGAGCAGUCAUUAAGACUUUUUUUUGAACAUCAGGACAUUUCUGAGGUUAAGGCAUAUUUGCAGCGCCAGUGGAAGCGGAUCCUAUCGGGAAGGAUUUCUCUUCAGGAUUUUGUUUUUGCAAAGGAGGUUCGCCUGGGCACCUACAGUACAAGGGCUACUUCAUCACUCCCACCAGCUGCAAUUGUGGCCACUAAAGCGAUGAGAAUUGAUCCAAGGGCAGAACCACGUUAUGCGGAACGAGUGCCUUAUGUUGUAAUCCAUGGAGAACCUGGGGCUCGCCUGGUUGAUAUGGUUGUGGAUCCACUGGAACUCUUGGCUAUUGGUUCACCCUAUAGAUUAAAUGAUAUAUAUUACAUUAACAAGCAGAUAAUCCCAGCUUUACAGCGGGUGUUUGGGCUUGUUGGAGCUGACUUGAACAAGUGGUUUUUGGAGAUGCCCCGCCCAAUACGGGAGGCCUUUGCGAAGCGACCCUUUAAUGCUACAAAUCCACACCGAACCCGAAUUGAUUUUUAUUAUCUCUCAAAACAUUGUAUCUUAUGUGGUGAGUUGGUCCAGGCAUCAUCCCACCUUUGCAUUGAAUGUUCCCGAAACAGAGCUGCUGCUGCAACAGCUAUUGUUGGAAGAACUUCAAAACUGGAAAGAGAGAUGCAACACCUUGCUGCUAUAUGUAGACAUUGUGGAGGAGGGGACUGGAUUCUGGAAAGUGGUGUGAAAUGCACUUCCCUUGCAUGCUCAGUGUUUUACGAGAGGUGCAAGGUUCAGAAAGAAUUACGAGGUCUUGCUUCUGUUGCUACGGAAAGUGGUUUCUACCCAAAAUGCAUGGUUUUAGCUCCGCCAUAGUCUCUCUCUCUCUCACUUUCCAUUCUAAUGGCGCAAACCCCAUUUUCUCUCCUCCUCCUCAGACGUCUCUCUCUCCCAGCCUCCUCAAACCCUAAAUCUUUUCCUUCUGUCUUUCACCUCCUCACCACCACGACCACUAAACGAUUCUACUCCACUUCCCCAACACCAACUUCUUUUUCUUCUUCUUCCUCAGACACAAAACCCCAAUCGUCCCUCUCUGCCCGCUUGAGCUUCGUCUUCGAUCAAAUCGAUGCCAUAGAGAAAGAACGCUCACAGAAGGACGAAACGCUCCAGCGAAUCCGAGCUUGGCGCGAAUCCAAGAAGGCCCAGCAGCAGCCGGACUCAGGGUUAGGUUUUGCCACUGAUGCUACUGCUAAGGAUUUGGAUUCCAAUUACACCACUUCGGCUUCGGCCAUGGCUGAUGCUAAGUCGAAACCGGUUGCCGAGUCUGAUAGGAGGAUGUUUGGGGUGAAGAAUGAGGUGGAAUUGGUGCAUCCAUGGCCGGAGUGGAUCGAAUUGAUGGAAAGGUUAGUGCAGCAGAACUACUUCGAUCACCGGAGGAAGGACGAGGACAAAAUGGUCCAAGAAUUGGGCUUUGAUGCUGCCGUAGGUGCUACUACGGUUUCUGAUGCCAGUGGUUUGGAUUUUAAGGAUUUUAAAACUGUUCAGACUGCCUGCCUCAAUUUCGGAAAGGACCGUUUCGAUAUUAUGAGGUCCUUAUCGAGACAGGAUAUUCAAAUCUUGGUGGGUUUUGGAUGUGCAAGUGCUGACAAGAAGGUGGUUUUCUCUGCAAAAUUGUUAAGGAAGCAUGUUCACCUUGAUGAAGGAGAUGUUUGUAGUACCUGCAGUUUGAGGAAUUCCUGUGAGAGAGCAUAUUUGAUAACUAACAAAGAGGAUGAGGCACGAACUAUAGAUAUUAUGCGUGUUUUAUUAGCUUACGGUUUUGAUCCGAGUGAUGAAUCAGUCAAUAAGUCUGUUCUGAAACAAAAAUCUGUGAAGACUGUAGUCCGCAAGUUGCUUCAUGAAGUUGUCAAGUUGAGUUCUGUACCAAUAGAUCCAAAUCUUCCACCUCCUGUAAUUAAAAAGCCUCCUCCGAAAGUGAAGCAGCCUCCUCCCCCUCCGAAGAAACGAGUUGGACGUGAUGAUAUUGAGAUGAAGAAGGGGGAUUGGCUAUGCCCUAAGUGUGACUUCAUGAAUUUUGCAAAGAACACUGUGUGCCUGCAAUGUGAUGCCAAACGUCCAAAGAGACAGCUGCUUCCAGGGGAAUGGGAAUGCCCCCAGUGCAACUUCUUAAACUAUAGGAGAAAUACAGAAUGUUUUCAUUGUGAAUGCAAGCGCCCACCUGAUGAAUUCAUGGAAAACAAAAUACAAGAAAAGCGACAUGCUCCUAUGAUGAGGUUGGAGAGGGUGGCUAACCAGACAGAUUUUUCUAAUGCAUGGAAUUUUGACUUUGAUGACAAUGAAUCAGACGGGGCAGAUGUUGCUGCUUUUGAGUAUGCAGAUUCCUCAAAGGGAGAAAGUUCUCCUUUAGAUAACCAUGCUCAAGGAAAUCUUGGGAGACCCGGAUACGAAUAUAGUAAAGGUAGCAGGGUGCAGAGCGUUCAUGAUGAAGAAUUUUCUGAUACUGAAUCUGGUAGACCUGGUACGGGAUUUGAUGAUUUUGAUGAUGAAGAAGAUGAUAUUGACAGCUAUGAGCUAGACACUAGCAAUAGAAAUUCAGCAUAUAAGGUUUCUUCAAUUGAUUUUUCUGACUUAGAAGAUGCUGAAAGCCAUGACACUAAUUUGCUUGCUCAUCAUAGAACAAAAACCCCAUUUUACAGUAAGCAAUCUAAGUCGACGCGUCAAAGGGCAGCAUUCUCUGGCUCUGAUGAUGAUGAACUUGAUUUUGAUUCUAACAAGGAACUUCCAGCGCACCCCAAAUGGAAGUCCAGUCAUGUUGCUGACCAAGGACCAAGAGGUAGAAAUAGAGGUCGCACUGGUCCUUCUAAAGGAUUAAGUUUUGGUUCUGAUGAUGAAGUUGGACUCUACUCUGAUGUGGAUGGUGAUUCAGAUGAGGAUUUCAGAUCCAAGAGAGGUAAGACUAAUAAAUUGGGUUCAGGGAGAAGGGAUUUUGGCAGGAGAGGAACUUCUGAUGUUGAAGAUGAUUUGUUUUCUGGUUCAGAAUCAGAGAAUGAUGAUAGGCAUUCUCAUAGAAAUAAAAUUAGAGGGAACAAAGCAGAAUUCAGUAAAAGAGGUAACAAUUCAAAAGGUCUUGGAAAUCAUAGCUUCACCAGGGAGACCAAAUCCCGACCAAAUGGGAUGAAGGGUGGUGGAAGGAACUCUUUUGAUGAAGAUUAUGAUGGAUUCUCACAAGGGCACCGUGGCAAUAAGGGAGACAAUUCUAAAGGUUUUGGCAAUCGUAGCUUCCGCAGGGAGACAAAUUCAAGACCAAAUGGAAUGAAGGGUGGUAGAAGGAACUCAUUUGAUGAUGAUGAUUCUGAUGGAUUCUCACAGGGGCACCGUGGCAAUAGAGGAUUUAGAGGAGACCGUGAUGCGCCGAGAAUAAUCAACAAAGGUGGUAAUAUGCAGAAGUUUAAGGGGCCUAGAAGAGAAGGAUUUCAAGGUGCUAGGCACAAGGAUUAUGACAGAGACAUGGAUAGAGAUUUUGGUGAGUUUAGAAACAGUAGACGCAUUAUUGAGAGAUAGAUCCGAGCCACUGUAAUUUCACUAUUUAUUGAUUCUUUUAUACUACAAAUGAUGGCGAAAGAUCCAUAAAAAUGAAUACUGUCUAUCGAGGUCAGAAAAGGAAGCCCCGGAUAAACACAAUGUACCAAGUUUGUAAAGAGAUAAAGUUGUUCUCUGCUCAGUUUUUACC
This is a messenger RNA of Ziziphus jujuba (common jujube), 8888 nucleotides long. RefSeq names its product DNA polymerase zeta catalytic subunit. Lineage: Eukaryota; Viridiplantae; Streptophyta; Magnoliopsida; Rosales; Rhamnaceae. The transcript has 29 exons. Gene Ontology annotation, biological process: error-prone translesion synthesis; double-strand break repair via homologous recombination. Gene Ontology annotation, molecular function: DNA-directed DNA polymerase activity; nucleotide binding; DNA binding. Gene Ontology annotation, cellular component: zeta DNA polymerase complex; nucleus. The record is from RefSeq and is a predicted model, not a curated record.